Dunckerocampus dactyliophorus (ringed pipefish) is the source of this 2834-nucleotide messenger RNA. Its product is annotated as cortexin-3. The transcript has 2 exons. The record is from RefSeq and is a predicted model, not a curated record. Bases 329 to 580 code for a protein of 83 amino acids. Lineage: Eukaryota; Metazoa; Chordata; Actinopteri; Syngnathiformes; Syngnathidae.
UGGGGGAUGUUCACUCAUUCGCUUGCAACACAUCACCUUGCUGGAGGAUUGCCAUGGCAACAGGUUGCCCAUAGCGACGGGGUACCGCUCCGUUCCCGCCAGCCAGAGUGCACGAGAACGAGCACAAAAACACAGGCGCGCGCCAGGGUGAGGUCCGUGCGCCCAGACAGAGAGGCGGCUCGCUUGGACGCGGGAGACGAACCUGAGGAAUGUGACUUGACGACUAGGAGAAGAAGAAGAAGAAGAGGACCAGGUAUCUCUGCCCAGCCCGUCUUCCCUGCGAGGUUUGAGUGCGCCCACCAAAGAGCUGGAGCCGCGACGCUCAAGCAUGGACGUGCCCAGGAUGGCCGAGGGCCUCUUCAGCAGCACGCUGUCGACCUCGGGCGGCGGCCAUCACGCGGCAUCCUACCUGACGCUGGAGCAGAAGGCGGCGUUCGUCUUCGUGCUGCUGCUCUUCAUCUUCUUGGCCCUCCUCAUCGUGCGCUGCUUCCGCAUCCUGCUGGACCCGUACCGCAGCAUGCCCUCGUCUAACUGGACCGACCACACCGAGAAGGACACCUUCGACUACCGCAUCGUCUGAGCUCUGGCCCCGCCUCCUCAGAUCACAAUGGCUGCUCAGUCGCCAGGAGAAUGGCUGCCAAACCUCCACCGAGACCUCUUCUGAGCCGUCCGCCCCUCCCGCUCCCCUAGUGGACUACCUCGUUCCUCCGUGUUCUGUGUGGAACGUCUCAACAGGGUCCAAAUGUUUUUCUUGACUUUGCAAACAGAGUUUACAUGCGAGCGUCUUUAUUAGAGUUAGACAAUCAGUGUUGUCCCGCAUAGUCGACUUCCUCCGAGGCUUCACGCCUUCUUCUUCGUCUUCUUGACACCGUUCCGAGACCUCCCUUUAACGUGAUGUUAGGACAGACGGAUGGUGGCGGUGUCAUGUGACCUUCCAGCCUUGAGUUUCCUGUGCUGUACCGUGUGCCUCAUGGAUGUUCUUCUUACAGCGUCACUGCCCGCAGUCUCCUCUCAUCAAACCCUUUAGCAACUGACGCCGUGACUCUUGUCAGCCUUAUAGUGUAGAUUGUUUACAGUCUUCUUGGCCUUCCUGGUGAUGUCAUUCAAAGAGAGACAUUCCCCCGCCUCUUCCCCCUCCUCCUGAGAAUCUUUUUGGCGACAUGUGACAUGUUCUCGUGAUGCUGUGGCCUUUUCCCCCCCGAACCAGUCGCACAAGUUUCUCUCUGGCUUUGUCGUGUGCAUGUAUCUGGCAGACGUGCAUGGUAGACGUGACGUGCGCGCUUCCUGAUGUGUCCUGUCUGCGCCGGAGGCUUCGCUUUCCUUCCUUUCCUUGUUUUUGGAAUAAAAGAUUGCACAGCCUCCGUCUUGGUGUCUCUUCCUUCAUGGCGUGCCAGAAGGCAGCAGGUGUUCAGAGACAAAUAAAAGAUGGAUUCCUCAAAGCCCUGCCACUCGGGUGCUGGAAAACAUUUCAAUUUCACAUUUUAUCAGCGGCCGGCAGCAGGAGCCCGCCGGGCUCACGAUUGGUUCUCUUUGAGGCAGACAGGUAGAAUGUACACACACUCUCACACACACACACACACACACACAUACACACACACAAACAAGGCUCCAGGUUGUCCUCUGAGUCGAGACCCAGCACAACGUUACACAGAACGACGUGUUGCAAUCAUUUGCAGACAGCCGCAGACACAUGCAUGUGCACGUACGUACACGUGAAAUAUGAAGCGGAUCAGAAUUUUAAACGGGAGAUGAUCUUGUUACGCAAUGUGCUUGUCACUUUUCAAAAUAAAGAAGAAAUAAGCCGCUUGGCGCCAUUAGAAAGUGUCAAGGCCGCAACACGUUGACGAAGUUGAGUGGGCAGGGCGAGUGCUCUGAUUGGCUGUCUGGGUUGACUGACACGAAUGAUGUUCUAUUUCCUGUUACCACGGCAACCUGAGUCUUUCCUUCCGAACAGUGUUAGUUCUUGUCUGCGGUGUAACCAUGGUUACGCCAUGUCAUUUUAGUGUCGCAUGUACGGAUGAAUAAUAUCGGCCGACCAAUAUUAUCGGCUGAUAUUGACAUCAAAAUGAGAUAUCAGCUGUCAUUGUCAUUUUUUCUGUCUGAUAUCAGCACGCGAGUGAGAACUCAUCAAACUGCGCCAUCCACUACAGAGGAACAAGCUUGCUAGCUCAGUAUGUCCGCGGUGUGAAAUUAUUUCCUAAUUUUUGCCUUUGGAUUGUAAAUAUGCAAUUUGCUUUGACUCAAAUAGUGGGGCAUGUCCCUAUGGGGGUCAGGAGAGGAAGGAGGUACUAUACUCUUCAAGGUUCUUCAAGGUUGGCAAGUCUGUUAGUGUCCUGCUCCCGCUAACAAUGCUAGCUCAGCAGACAGAUAACAAAAUAAAGACUUCUUUGCAGCUCUAAUUUGGAGCCUUUGCUUGAAGCACUGCGAAACUAAACAUACAGAAAACAUGUCAAAAUAUGAUUUAAACAGGAUAUAAAAUAAUAAAAUAAGGACACUGAAAAUGAAAAGACCUGCAUUCAAACAAAUGCACUAGCUCAGUGCUAACAUGCAUUAGAAAUCCCAUAUGCGUGCUAGUGAUUAGCAUUAGUGGUUUUUAGGGCAACUUCAAACACCUCCAAAAAUGAUGUACAGCCCGUAUAAGCGUCUAGGUGAAGUAUAAAACACAAAACAAAGCACAACACACUUACAGGCAAACACGUCCUCAGGCUCAACAAAAGAAAAUGGAACAUUGUACACGCCACUGCAGGUGACUACUCCCUGACUGUGACAGAUACUGAAAUAUCGAUAUGUCCGAUACCAGCUCUUCAUGCACUCAAAUCGAUUCUCAAAUCAAA